Capsicum annuum is the source of this 1200-nucleotide messenger RNA. RefSeq lists its product as uncharacterized. Gene Ontology annotation, molecular function: zinc ion binding. NCBI's taxonomy places the organism in Eukaryota, Viridiplantae, Streptophyta, Magnoliopsida, Solanales, Solanaceae. The coding region runs from base 1 to 1200 and encodes 399 amino acids. The record is from RefSeq and is a predicted model, not a curated record. The transcript has 4 exons.
AUGAAGGUUGUUUACGGAGUCGACAUUAACUACAUGAAAGCAUGGCGUGCAAAAGAGAAGGUGAUUGCGAUGCUUAGAGGUGGACCAGCAGAUGGAUAUAGAAAAAUGCCCCAUUAUAUCUAUAUGUUGAACCAGGUGUAUCCACAAUCGCACAUUCGGAUGCAUAAAGUAGUAGAUAACGAGUUUAAAUACUUGUUUAUUGCAUUGCGUUCGAUAAUAAGUGAUUUUGAAUUUUGUGGACCUUUUGUAGUUGUUGAUGGGGCACAUUUAAGCGGUCCAUAUGAAGGAACAUUUGUAUCGGCAAGCACAUUAGAUGGUGCAGGUUGUAUUCUGCCAUUAGCUUAUGGUGUUGUUGAUUCGGAGAAUGACAAUGCGUGGAUUUGUUUUUUUCAACAGUUUAGAGAGGCAUUUGGUGAAAGAAACAACACGUGUGUUGUUUCAGACAGAAAUGAAAGAAAAGCAAAGAUAGACUUAGUGACCUAUAUUAUUCCAUGGCUAAAUCUUAUAAAAAAAGAAGAUUUUGAAUAUAUUAUGUCAAAGGUUGCUAAGGUUGAUCAAAGAGUUAAGAAAUAUCUAGAGGAAGUUGAGUAUGAAAAAUGGGCCCGGUGUCACUCUCCUAUGAAUAGAGGUAGAAUGAUGACUUCAAAUAUAGCCGAAUGUAUUAAUGGGUGUUUGGUUGAGGCUAGAAAACUUCUUAAUCUAGGUUUCCUAGAAGAAGUUAGAAUCUUAUUUGCUGCAUGGAAUUGUAAGAACAACGAAAUUGCAUCGUACAAAAAUACAACUCUUGGCAGAAAAUUUGAAGAAAUUCUAACUCAUAAUGGUGUUAAAGUUUUGCGGAUGACGGUUAAGCCAGCAGGGAGUUAUCUUUAUUGUGUUUAUGAUUCGGGACGAAGGUACAUUGUAGAUAUUGAACGUGACACGUGCAAUUGUGGCUGGUAUCAAAUCGAUGAAAUACCUUGUCCACAUGGAAUUGCCGUAUUAAAAAGUAAAAAUGUGAAUGUAAAGGAUUAUGGUCGUUAUUGCUCUGAAUUGUACAGGCCACAAACCAUAGUGAAGACAUAUGAACUCCCGAUAGUUCCAAUGCUAGACAAGAAGGAGUGGAAUAUUCCAGGUUUUGUUGAUGAUGAAGAAGUUUUGCCGCCCAAAUAUCGAAGACCUCCUGGUAGGCCAAAAAAAAGAAAGGCAUCUGAAAUCAAGUGA